ACAAAAUUCAACUAAAAGACAAAUAUUACUUAAUAUGAAGGGUUAUCGUGAAGAUUAAUCAUCUCCAGUGAUGCGGGUAAUAUUUUUGUUUACCUAAUGCUCAACUUAUCAGCACUACUAAGCCAUAACCCAGAUAAGACCGAACCUCGGCUUCGUUUUCACCGGCUUGCUCUAAAUUAUUUCCAAAUUCCAAAACACAUGAUACUUACACAAUGGCCAAAACAGUUGCUGUGGUCGGCUCCUGUAUGAUCGAUUUCAUAACAUAUACAAGUCGCUUACCACAGCCUGGAGAAACAAUCGUAGGUACCAAGUACCAACAGGGUUUUGGCGGCAAGGGUGCAAAUCAGUGUGUCAGUGCAGCCAGACUCGGUGCAUCAACGGUAUUUGUUACGUCGUUGGGCUCCGAUUCGUUAGGAAAGGAUUACAUAGAAAAUUUACAGGCACAAAACAUUGACGCAACGCACGCGAAAAUCAAGGGUGCAGACAUUCACUCUGGCAUUGCACAAAUUAUUGUCACUGACUCAGGUGAAAAUUCGAUUGUUAUCGUUCAAGGUGCCAAUGCACUGUUAUCCUCACAAGAUGUGGAAGAGGCAAAGGAUAAAAUUGCAUCAGCUUCAGUUCUUCUGUGUCAAUUUGAAACGCCACUGGAUUCUACUCUAAAGGCUUUAAAAAUUUUCAAAGAGCACGGUCAAGGAACGUCGAUUGUUAAUGGAGCACCAGCUGUAAAAAACGUUGAUCCGGACGUUCUAAAGUUGGCUGAUAUAUUUUGCGUUAAUGAAACGGAGGCAGAAGUUAUGACGGAUGUAAGGAACUUGACUUUGUCUAAUGCACAAGAUGCUGUUGAUAAAUUGAUUGCUCUCGGUUGUAACACAGUUUUGAUAACGUUUGGUGCUCAAGGAGCAGUGGUUGCUUCUAAAAAUAAAAAAAAUGCUGUACACAUACCAACGAUUACUGUAAAGGCUGUAGAUACUACUGGUGCUGGAGAUGCCUUUUUGGGAGCUCUUGCAUAUUUCUUGGCCUAUUAUUCCCAUCUGCCUUUGGAGGAAUGUAUCAGGAGGUCAAAUAGAAUUGCUGCACAAAGUGUCUUAAGAGCGGGAACUCAAACAAGUUUUCCAUAUAAAAAAGAUUUGCCUUUAGAAUUAUUCUAAAAGAUUAAUUUUUAAAGUAACAAAAGUUGUA
Molecule: messenger RNA, 1179 nt
Organism: Copidosoma floridanum
Lineage: Eukaryota; Metazoa; Arthropoda; Insecta; Hymenoptera; Encyrtidae
Product: ribokinase
Biological process (GO): D-ribose metabolic process
Cellular component (GO): cytosol
Molecular function (GO): ribokinase activity
Source: RefSeq, a predicted model, not a curated record